Molecule: messenger RNA, 1868 nt
Organism: Ahaetulla prasina
Lineage: Eukaryota; Metazoa; Chordata; Lepidosauria; Squamata; Colubridae
Product: lysosomal protective protein-like
Exons: 11
Coding region: 498-1862 (454 amino acids)
Biological process (GO): proteolysis
Molecular function (GO): serine-type carboxypeptidase activity
Source: RefSeq, a predicted model, not a curated record
UGAUCCGGUCUGAACCAGGAGCAUUUCACCCCUAGGGCCUAACCACAUUACAACUUGAGUGGCUACAUCUGAUUCAUUUCUAUAUUUUUAAUUCUAGAAGACUAAAUAUCAAGAAGAGCCCACUUUUUCUUUGAAACAAAGAGAAUGAUGAUUGUUUAUUAAUAUUUUUGACUUUCAGAAAUAUGUCUGCAUUUGAAGAGUUUAAAUGCUGCAGAUUCCUGAUGUUUUUAUGCUUAAAAUAUGUCUGAUUUUUUUUUUUUAAUAAGACUGUCAUUGGAACUUGGGUUUGCCAGGCAAACAAGAAGAAGGUGACAUUCCACGUAUUCUUCAAAAGAAGUAUGCUUUGCUGGUACAACCUGCAACCCGUUGCUUCCCUUUAUUGACAAAGGAAUGGUACUGUGUGAUGUGUGGUUGGGAUUUGUUUUUUUAAUUAAGUGAGCAAACAGGAGGACUGUGAUAUAAAGUGGCUGAGAGUCCAGCUGCCCUAUAGCUUCAGGAUGGCCAGCUGCUGGUAUGCCGUCUUCUGUGCCAUCUUUGGCCUCUGCCUGGGGCAGUACACACCAGAUCUCGUCUCUUCUCUGCCAGGAUUGUCUGAAGUCCCAGCCUUCCAGCAAUGGUCAGGCUACCUCCCAGCAGGCCCUGGCCAGUAUUUCCACUACUGGUUUGUGGAGUCUCAGGGCAACCCUGCUGCUGAUCCCGUGGUGCUCUGGCUGAAUGGGGGUCCUGGUUGCAGCUCGAUGGAGGGUUUUCUGGCUGAGAACGGACCUUUCCAUCUGCAUGACAAUGGCACGGUCUACUUGAACCCCGACAGCUGGAACAAGGUGGCCAACAUGCUUUACCUGGAGUCUCCUGGUGGAGUGGGCUACUCCUAUCCCGCGGCCUAUGGAAACCCCGUCAGCGACAGCCAGGUUGCUGAAGAGAACUACCAGGCUCUCCGGAGCUUCUUUACCAAAUUUCCAGAUUUUGCUCAGAACGAUUUUUAUGUGUUUGGGGAGAGCUAUGGUGGAAUCUAUGUUCCCACUCUCACUGCCAAGAUUGUGAAGGGGUCAGCAGCCAUCAAUCUGAAGGGAUUUGGAGUUGGCAACGGCUUGAGCAGCUAUUCCCUCAAUGAUCAGACCCUGAUGGAAUUUGCCUACUUGCAUGGAGUCCUGGGAGAAGACCUAUGGUCCUCUCUUGUGGAAAGCUGCUGCUCUAGAGGAAACUGCAAUUACGCCAGCAGUGACAACGGGGACUGCAUUACAGCAAUAUCAAAAGCAUACCAGCUUAUUUCUGGAACUGGCCUCAACAUGUACAAUCUUUAUGCUUCUUGCUGGGGAGGCGCACUCUACCAAAGCCGCUAUGAAGCUGACCUGGCCAACCUCUUCCGUCACUAUCAGUUCAACGUCCCAGUGCCGAACGUUGGCUCUAUCCCAGGAGUGCCCAAAUGCAUAAAUGCCACUGCCAUGUAUGUCUGGCUGAAUCGAGAUGACGUCCGGCAGGCCCUUCACAUCCCCCGCACUCUGCCAGACUGGGAGGUUUGCAGCUCACAGGUAUCUGCCACCUACCAAAGACAAUAUACGGAUAUGGCUCCCUUCUACAAGUGGUUAUUGACACAAAAUCUUCGUGCACUUGUUUAUAAUGGCGAUGUGGACAUGGUGUGCAACUUUUUGGGGGGUGAACAAUUUGUUGAUGCUUUAAAUCAGCCUGUACUUAGCGAAUACCAGCCAUGGUAUUUCAAUGAUCAAGUGGCUGGAUUUUUCAAGGAAUACCAAAACAUCACAUUCCUCACUGUAAAGGGCGCCGGACACAUGGUGCCGCAGUACAAGCCCGGCCCGGCCCUGGAGAUGUUCCGCCGCUUCCUCGCCCCAACCAGCUACGCCUGAGCCGCU